AAGAGUAAUAGUGAGAGAGAGAGAGAGAGAGUAGAAAGAAGAGAUGGCGAGGUGGUUUGUCAGUGUCAUGCUUGUUCUGGCAAUAAUAGUGGUUCACUCAAGUGCAAGAAACACUCCUACUGAUGAAGUGGUUCACAACACUGCAAAAAAUGUGCCCAUUGGUGCGCCCACUGGUGCUGGUCUGGAUGAUCAAAAGAACUUUGCCACAUACGGUGGUGUUGGCGGUCUCUCUGGGGUUGGCUCUAACGGGCUUCCGUUCGGUGGAGUUGGGGGUCUUGGUGGAGUUACUGGUCUCGGUGGUACCGUUGGUGUCGGUGGUGGCAUUGGCGGAGUUGGUGGUCUCGGUGGUGGUGGUGGUUUAGGCGGUGGUGGUGGUGGUGGUUUAGGCGGUGGUAGUGGUUUAGGUGGACUUGGGGGCUUAGGUGGACUUGGGGGCUUGGGUGGUACUACUGGACUAGGUGGCUUGGGUGGUGAUGGUGGACUAGGUGGACUCGGUGGCUUGGGUGGCGGAGCUGGUGGUGGUGUUGGUGGAGUUGUUGGUGGAGGUGUUGGUGGUGGCGGAGCUGGUGGUGGUACUGGAGUUCUUCCUUUCCCUUGA
Molecule: messenger RNA, 598 nt
Organism: Pistacia vera
Lineage: Eukaryota; Viridiplantae; Streptophyta; Magnoliopsida; Sapindales; Anacardiaceae
Product: acanthoscurrin-2-like
Exons: 1
Coding region: 44-598 (184 amino acids)
Source: RefSeq, a predicted model, not a curated record